AUGGAGGCGGAAAGAUCCGGUGGAGUAGCAGGGGGAACAAACCAGAACUCCGGAGGCAGCGGCGUGGGGCGCAACCCGAACGGGCCGAAAUCAGUACUCGGGCAAGCGACAACAGCAGCCGCCGCCGGAGCGAUGGCUGGAUCGUCGCAGCCUCGAGAACCACAAGACGGCGACGCAGGCCUAUCGCUUCCCGGGAUCUUGCACUUUAUCCAGUUCGAAUGGGGACGCUUCCAGACCGAGAAAUAUCGCUGGGAAGCAGAGAGAGAUGAACUCAGGGCUCAGGUGACGUUCCUGCAGGGUGAGAGGAAGGGGCAGGAGAACAUGAAGCAGGACCUGGUCAGGCGGAUUAAGAUGUUGGAGUACGCCCUGAAACAAGAGAGGUCCAAACACCAGAAGCUGAAGACAGGCAGUGACCAGAGCCCAGGGGAGAAGAAACCAGAGGCAGAACAAGUGCCUAAUGGGCCAGCAGAGUCUGAAUCCGAGCCAGCCAAUCAGAUGUCCUGGAAGGAGGGCCGUCAGCUACUGCGCAAGUACCUGGAGGAGGUGGGCUACUCGGACACCAUCCUGGACAUGCGUUCGAAGCGUGUGCGCUCCCUGCUGGGUCGUACCAGCCCCGAGGCUAACGGCGCCCCGGCCAGCAGCGAGCAGCAGCUCGCCCCGGACCCCGAGCCCCUGGCAGGGGGGGAGUCACUCCUCAUCAGACAGAUAGAGGAGCAGAUCAAGAGGAACGCGGCGGGGAAGGACGGUUGUAAGGAGCGUCUGGGCGGUUCCGUGCUGGAUAAGAUCCCCUUCCUACACGGCUGCCAGGAUGAUGAUGAGGAUGACAGUGAUGAGGAAGAUGACUUCCAGGGCAUGGGCACGGGCCGUGUAGACGGGCAGCGCAACAAGAACAAGAAGCCGCGCGUUAAGAUGGGGACUGAGCCCAUGCCCACAGACCUGGACCCUGAUGAUGAGGAGGAGGAUGAAGACGACUCGGAGGAUGCCCUGAGCGAGUUUGACUUCCUGGGAUCAGGGGAGGAGGGGGAGGGGGCGGGAGAGGCCCGGAUCUCAGGGGACGGCCGGGAGUUAGAGAACCGCAGGAACAAGUUACAGGGCAUGAUGUCGGACUUCCCCCCCAAACCCUCCCCGCCCCCCUCUGUUUUGGGACAGUCUCGCUCCGGGGAAGGUGGCGCUCUGGGUUUUUCCUCUGACGUCUUCAUCCUGGACGCCGUCGGGGGCGGAGACAUGAACCUGGGAGAGCUGGCUGACCUCACCGUCGCCAACGACAACGACCUCACCGUGGAUCUACAGGAUAACCGGGAGGAGUUCAAGAAGACGUGGAACCCUCGCUUCACGCUGCGUAGCCAUUUUGAUGCCAUCAGAGCGUUGACGUUCCACCCCAGCCAAGCCGUUCUACUCACAGCCUCCGAGGACGGAACCCUGAAGCUGUGGAACCUCAACAAGGCCAUACACUCCAAGAAAAAUGCAGCGCUGGACGUUGAACCCAUCUACACCUUCAGAGCCCACAGUGGUGCAGUUCUGUCUCUGGCAAUGGGAGAGGACGGAGGUUCGUGCUACAGCGGGGGCCUGGACGGAACCGUGCGCUGCUGGAAGAUCCCAGACCUCAACGUGGAUCCCUACGACAACUACGACCCGGGCAUAGAGAGCAGUGUGUUGUUGGGUCACGAGGACUCAGUGUGGGGUCUGACGUAUUCUGCCCACCACCAUCGGCUGGCCUCCUGCUCUGCAGACGGGACCGUUCGCAUCUGGGAACCCCAGAACUCUGCCCCCUGUCUCUCUGUCUUCAACAAGGAGAAAGAGCACGGAACACCCACCUCGGUGGCCUUUGUGAACUCUGACCCCGACCAGGCGGUGGUGUCAUUCGACGGAGGCGAGACGCUGCUCUAUGACCUCAACACAGAGCAGAGCAUCAUGGUCCUGGAGACGGGCACUAAGGACGGCAGUAAGCUGAUAAACUGUGUGGUCAGCCACCCCUCUGAGCCCAUCUCCAUCACCGCACACGAGAAUCGCACUAUCCGCUAUCUCGACAACAAGACAGGUAAAGUGAUCCACUCCAUGGUGGCACACCUGGAUGCUGUCACCUGUCUGACCACGGACCCCAAAGGCACUUACCUCAUCUCUGGCAGCCAUGACUGUUCGGUGCGUCUGUGGAUGCUGGACAACAGGACGUGUGUGCAGGAGAUCACGGCCCAUAGGAAGAAGCACGACGAGGCCAUUCACGACGUGGCCUUCCACCCCUCGCAGCCCUUCAUCGCCUCGGCCGGCGCCGACGCACUCGCCAAGAUCUUCGUCUGAGAGGAGGCACAGACGGGGACCAUCAUCCUCCUUGCCCGACAAACACAACUUGGCCAGAGGAGAGUGAUGACUACAAUGGACAAACCUCACCUGCCUACACAUGCAAUUCCACAUUCACACACACACACACACACACACACACACACACACACACACACACACACACACACACACACACACACACACACACACACACACACACACACACACACACACACACACACACACACACACACACACACACACACACACAGACAUCCAGUGACAUACACACACAAAACUGUGUCCUGCACCCCACUGGCUGGGUCAUCGCCAACAGGACACUAUUACCCACAGUUCUCUAGCUGUCCCAUGAUGCCUCAGUAGCUUGUUGCAAUACUAACCAUACUGCUUUUCUAACGACUAAUCUGGCUGCUCGGUUUAUUAGGUCAGUUUACUACACUAUAAUACUCUGUUCAUUUCUACCUUUAACAGUCCACUCAUGGUUAUAAUAAGGCCGUGUGUGUGUUGACAUUGAUCACUACGCAUGCCGAUGCAUCACCUACUACCAUUAGUGACGCGCGCGUGCACACACGCGUUAACAUUCAGUUUGAAACUGUGUUUCUUUUCAAGUUUUUUUUUUUUAAUAUAAAAAGCUUAGCUCACCAGUUGCUAACACACAUAAGUACCUGACUACAGUAGAGUCCAGUCCCCAUCAAAUGACGGCAUUAGCCAUUGUCUACUGCAAUACAGCGUGGGGCCACAAUGCAUUUCAUUCCAAAGACUUCUGAGGGUUUUAGUUUGUGUGUGUUUUGGAGCCUUCUCCUAACCAGUGUUGGACAAACAGCUUUAAUUUCAGCCUCAUCGCCGAGACACUAAGUCUGAGUGUUUGUGUGUCCGGUAUUGUACGGUCAUCCAUUUCAAUAGAAUCAAGUUUGAUAGGAAAGGUGUGUGUGUGUGUGUGUUGCACUUGUUUAAUCUUUGGUGCUAAGAUCUCGACAGUCCGAGUCUGAAUCAGGGACCUGUUUGCAUUCGAGGUGUGUGUGUGUGUGUGUGGAGUACUGUUUGUCUCACUGGGAUAUUUGUCAUCAACAGUAGCAUGCGUCACUCUCCAGCCAUGCCAUGUUUGUGUUGAGAUACUGUAUGGGGCAUUGUUAUCUCAUAAGAAGACUAACACGCUAUGCUAAGCAGACACUUUUCUACUGGUUUCCUUUUAUAUUUGUGUGUGUGUGUGUGUGUGUGUGUGUGAAGUUGGCUUUUGUCAUUUCAUCAGGAUAGCUGGUUUGUGGAGAUGAUGCCACAGUGGAGACCUCUGACUGGAACGGUUGACGUUGAGAGAAAGUGACCCUACUCCCAAUAUGGCGUCCUGUAUUCUCUCUCCCUUAAGUCGGCAUCAAGUCAGAAUGGUGCUUGGUGCCGGUGUAUUUAUUUAGGCUUGCGCUUGGAAACAAUCAUAUGAUCCAUUGAAAUAGCUGUUGUUGAUUAGGUUUCUGGUUUUGGUGCGAGUCCUCAUAGUGGGAAACUGGCCUCUCUCCAGUGUCAAUGGAGCCAGCAGGGGAAAUUGCCCCCAGGAUAUGGGAACAAAAGGCCCAUAAAGAGCCCUCCUUCCUCUCCCUUUCCCCUAUGGAGAGGAAACAAGAACAAACUCUACCUAACCCUUAGCCCCCCCCUUACAUUGGCCUCCGACAAAUACUGAACCAGACAGGGUUGGGGUCUGUUCACCAAGCAGUCACUUUGGCCUUGGAUUAUUGUGGAGCUGUUUUUCCCUGGAAGGGACAACAAGCUUGGACAAAGAGCGAAGCCACUCUGAGCUGUGGGCGACCGCUAAAGACUUGACAUAUAGGUCAGGGAUCAGGGGUGAUGUCGUUAGGUAGCCGGUUUAUUUUUGUACUUUCCGGGGUGGAGGCAGAGGGAGCCCUACGGGCAGAGCUCUGGCUGUGGAAACAUGGUUCAACAUGGUUCCACAAGCCAGGGCAGAGCAGGGCAUGGCAGUAAAGAAUUAAUGGUCCAGUAACACCAUGUCAAUCGGUAACUGGCCCUGAGCUGCCCCCAACCUACUAAUCAACCCCUAGCACACGCCAGAGGGACGGGGUUAGAAGUCGUCCCAAACCACUGAUUCCAGAUCACAUAUUUCUUCAUCUCCUUAAUGGUUAAAGCCAGAAUUGUGGCUAUGGUAAUCUGAUCCUAGAUCUGUGGUUUAAGGUCAACUUUAACCAACUACAGUACAUGCAACAGGGUCACUACAGGGGUCCGAGAAUCAGGGAAAUGACUGAGAGGUUAACGUUUUCCUCUCCACUGCAAGACCUUAUGGGAAAACACUCUGUGGUCUGGUCAGACAGGUGUCUGCGGGCUUGGUUUAGUAAAUGUCAGCUUCACGUGUUUGCUAAAACAUGAUGGUUUCAGAUGUAUUUGGUAUUUGAUGAGGCAGAGAGAAUGGCUAAAGUGCUACUGUGGCACAUUGUGUGCUGUAAUGCUUUGUUGUUGAGAGGAUAAAUAGAGUACACAGUUGUCAAUCACCCACACUAACUGUUGGUUAUAUGCUGCACUACAUCAGCUGCACUAGACCCCAAGACUAGACCAAGGGGUUAUCUGUAGCUCAGCUGUGUCUUUGUGUGGCUGUGGAGACCAGGGCCCAGUUUCCCAAAAGCAUCUUAAAGAGCGACUGUCCCUAAAAAAGAAGAAGCAACUUCUCGUUUUUGAAAAUGGCCUAACGUGAGUCAGAAACACGUAUUCUACUGUCAAAAUUGACUACGAAGUGUCAUUUUGGUCAUAAAAGUCUUUCUCGUCCCAAAACCAUUGUUACUAAAGUUGCAUUUGAAAGCGCUCGUUAUUUUCCCGACUGCCUCAGAACAGCGGAGUGCGUCGUUAGAUGCUUCUUCUUUUUUUUAAACCCUUCCUCGUCACUUUCUACACUAAACAGAAGAUCUCAGCUAAACAUAGAAUCGAGAUGUUUAUCUGUCUCUGUGAACGCAGAUAACGUAAGAAUGUAGUCGACUGCUACAAAUACAAAGUUGCCAAUGUCCUUGCGAUUGUUGCAAACAAUAAGGCUCCAGAAUAAAAACUGAGUUGACUGUGGGGAGCAGACGGACAAACAAAAAGAUAAAUACAGACAGUAGGCUAAUAUAGGCUACAUACAGUGCCUUCGGAAAGUAUUCAGACCCCUUGACUUUUUCCACAUUUUGUUAGGUUACAGCCUUAUUCUGUAAUUGAUUAAAUCGUUUUCCCCCCCUCAUCAAUCUACACACAAUAUCCCAUAAUGACUAAGCAAAAACAGGUUUAAAAAAAAUAAACGGAAAUAUCACAUGUACAUAAGUAUUCAGACCCUUUACUCAGUACUUGGUUGAAGCACCUUUUGCAGCGAUUACAGCCUCGAGUCUUCUUGGGUAUGACGCUACAAGCUUGGCACACGUGUAUUUGGGAAGUUUUGGGCUCUGGCCGGGCCACUCAAGGACAUCCAGAGACUUGUCCCGAAGCCACUCCUGCGUCGUCUUGACAGUGUGCUUAGGACCGUUGUCUUGUCUGAGGUCCUGAGCGCUCUGGAGCAGGUUUUCAUCAAGGAUCUCUCCUUACUUUGCUCCAUUCAUCUUCGAUUUGAUUCUGACUAGUCUCCCUGCCACUGAAAAACUUUCCCACAGCUGCCACCACCAUGCUUCACCGUAGGGAUGGUGCUAGGUUUCCUCCAGACGCUUGGAAUUCAGGCCAAAGAGUUUAAUCUUGGUUUCAUGAGACCAGAGAAUCUUGUUUCUCAUGGUCUGAGAGACUUUAGGUGUCUUUUGGCAAACCCCGAGCACGCUGUCAUGUGCCUUUUACUGAGGAGUGGCUUAUGUCUGGCCACUCUACCAUAAAGGCCUGCUUGGUGGAGUGCUGCAGAGAUGGUUGUCCUUCUGGAAGGUUCUCCCAUCUCCAUAGAGGUACUCUGGAGCUCUAUCAGAGUGACCAUUGGGUUCUUGGUCACCUCCCCGACCAAUGCCCUUCUCCCCCUAUUGUUCAGUUUGGCCAGGCGGCCAGCUCUAGGAAGAGUCUUGGUGGUUCCAAACUUCUUCCAUUUAAGAAUGCAGGCCACGGUGUUGUUGGGGACCUUCAAUGCGGCCAUUUUUUUUUACCCUUCCCCAGAUCUGUGCCUCAUCACAAUUCUGUCUCGGAACUCUACAGACAAAUCCAUCGACCUCAUGGCUUGGUGUUUGCUCGUACAUGCACUGUCAACUGUGGGACCUUUUAUAUAGAGAGGUGUGUGCCUUUCCAAAUCAUGUCCAAUCAAUUGAAUUUACCACAGGUGGACUCCAAUCAAGUUGUAGAAACAUCUCAAUGAUGAUCAAUGGAAACAGGAUGCACCUAAGCUCAAUUUCGAGUCUCAUCGCAAAUGGUCUGAAUACUUAGGUAAAUAAGGUAUUUCAGUUUUUUAUUUUUAAUACAUUUGCUAAAAUUUCUAAAAACCUGUCUUUGUCGUUAUGGAGUAUUGUGUGCAGAUUGCUGAGGAUUUUUCUUUAUUUAAUCCAUAACACUGGAAAAAGUCAAGGGGUCUGAAUACUUUCUGAAGGCAAUGUAUAUAUGCCUGUUUAUUUAAAUCAGAUUCAAAUCAAUUUCAUGUUCAAUCAAUUGAGUUCAAGUUUGCUGGCUAGCCUACUGUGCAAUUUUUACCUCAAUACAUUUCAUGAUAUGUAAUGUGUGCAAUGACAUGCCUAAUCUGUUUUGUGCAUUAUUAUUGUGUAAGGAUUAGAACAUGCCGCCUCAAUAUUUGCAGCCAUUAGGUGAUACUCUCUCUAGGAGCUGAUCCGUUGUCAGUAUUGUGAAAUAAUGAUAAUGUUAAAGUAAGAUAUGAAUAGAGAGAACUGAUUCGAGAGCAGCGCUGCCUUUCUUUCGAUCCUACCAGUAUCGACACAUGCGCCAACGACGCACUUGGCGAACGAUUCUUUCUGCGUGGUGUUUUGGGGCGUUGUAGGAACGAUGGAUUGUUAAAACACUUGUAAGCCUAAAUUCCAUCGCUACCGGGAAACCAGGCCCUGAAGUGUCUCACUGGCAUUUCUCCUCCCUUCACGUACAUAUUGAGACUGCAUGAGUGUGUUGGAUGAACUCUGCACUCGUCUAUGUGUCAGUCAGUCUACAUGUACGUCUGCAGCAUUGAGCUAUAUACUGGUCCUGAGACGCGGAAAUAUGUCCCUCUUCUGAGAACAUACAAAUCAAUGUGACAAAUCAAAAAAGCGAGAGGAAAAUAAAAAUGACUGUAAAUGAUAAAAGACUAGAGCUACCGUUAUGUGGUGUACAUGUCCAUUUUCAUUUUUUAUUUGUUGCUUUUUCCCCCUUUUGAUUAUAAUUAUUACGGAAGAAUACUGUAGCAUCAAGUGAAAUCAUUAUUCUUUGCUAGGCUUAGAACUUGCUUGUGAUUGAUAAUGACAAUGUAUACCUUGUUUUAAAGAAAAAAGAAAAAAAAAGGUUAACAAAUCUGAAAAAUGACCAAAAAACUAAAAACAUCAAAAAGUGAUCAGUCCGAGGCCAAGGUAAAGGACUCGUUUCUUUGUGUUUUUAUUUUUUUAAUAGCAACUUAUCACUGUGUGAUAUUUUGUAUAUCAUAUUAAGCUGCAUUCAAACAAUUUCCUCUAACUACAAGGGAUAAGAGACCUGCUUUUUAUUGUUUUAUUAUAUAUAUUUUUUUGAACUGCAUUUUAGCUUGUAUUAAAUGACAGAUUUCCCUUCUUUGGUUUUGUUUACUUUGCGGGUCUCGUGUUGUAUGUCAUUAAAGAAGAAAAUUGAAGAAAAAAAAAACAUUUUGUACAGUGAAUAUGAGAGCAAUAUUGUCAUUCAUCGUAUCUUGUCAACUGUCAUUUUAUUGCUGUAUAACUACAACCUAAUGAUCCAGGGUUUCCCUCUUUUAUAUGUUCCUUGUAUAGCAACAUAUUAGGGUUGUUCCACAAAUGAGUCACUUUUUGAUAUUUUAAGUAGACAUUUUGCGCCAAAAUUGAAUUUAAAAGCCUGUUAUUAAAUGAAGUGCCCUUGUAAUAUAGACCACAUGGAAAAUGCAAAAACAUGUAUGAAUAAAGUCUUGCUAAAAUGCAAAAAUUCA
This is a messenger RNA of Salvelinus fontinalis (brook trout), 8332 nucleotides long. RefSeq names its product striatin-4-like. Gene Ontology annotation, cellular component: dendrite. The record is from RefSeq and is a predicted model, not a curated record. Bases 1 to 2295 code for a protein of 764 amino acids. NCBI's taxonomy places the organism in Eukaryota, Metazoa, Chordata, Actinopteri, Salmoniformes, Salmonidae. The transcript has 18 exons. Gene Ontology annotation, molecular function: calmodulin binding; armadillo repeat domain binding; protein-containing complex binding.